This is a messenger RNA of Rhinopithecus roxellana (golden snub-nosed monkey), 2953 nucleotides long. RefSeq names its product orthodenticle homeobox 1 (gene OTX1). Gene Ontology annotation, cellular component: nucleus. The record is from RefSeq and is a predicted model, not a curated record. The transcript has 5 exons. Gene Ontology annotation, molecular function: DNA-binding transcription factor activity, RNA polymerase II-specific; RNA polymerase II cis-regulatory region sequence-specific DNA binding. Bases 580 to 1446 code for a protein of 288 amino acids. Lineage: Eukaryota; Metazoa; Chordata; Mammalia; Primates; Cercopithecidae. Gene Ontology annotation, biological process: multicellular organism development; regulation of transcription by RNA polymerase II.
GGGGAGGGCAGUAGAAAGGUGAUCAAUCUUCAUCAGGCUACAUUUCCAAUCACCUAAACAACCGAGCAAGACAAGCCACUCCGACAAGGUUGGCUGCCCGGCGGGUCUCUGUGAGAGAUCCAGGUAGAUGGUGAACGUCCCCGGCAGCUGAGGGCAGGCCAGGCCCCCAGACGCAUCAGACCCUGAAGGACUGCGGUGGGAGCCCUGCACCGCUUCUGGCCCCUGGUCCCCUGGAUCCGUCGGGGCGCCUCCACCCAGCUGUUAGCAUGAUGUCUUACCUCAAACAACCCCCAUACGGCAUGAACGGGCUGGGCCUGGCCGGGCCUGCCAUGGACCUCCUGCACCCAUCCGUGGGCUAUCCGGUUCGGCUUUCUCUUGCGAAGGCCGAGCUCUGGGCCUGCCAGGGGCCUGCCCAAGUCCUCUAUCGCUGGUCCGCGUGGCCACCAAUGACCCGCGGCGCCCCCGCGUGUCCCUGCAGCCACUCCACGGAAACAGCGGCGGGAGCGCACCACCUUCACGCGUUCACAGCUGGACGUGCUCGAGGCGCUCUUCGCCAAGACUCGCUACCCUGACAUCUUCAUGCGGGAGGAGGUGGCGCUCAAGAUCAACCUGCCGGAGUCCAGAGUCCAGGUCUGGUUCAAGAACCGCCGCGCCAAAUGCCGCCAGCAGCAGCAGAGCGGGAGUGGAACCAAGAGCCGCCCAGCCAAGAAGAAGUCCUCUCCAGUACGGGAGAGCUCGGGCUCCGAAAGCAGUGGCCAGUUCACGCCGCCAGCUGUGUCCAGCUCUGCCUCGUCUUCUAGCUCAGCGUCCAGCUCUUCCGCCAACCCAGCGGCUGCAGCGGCUGCGGGACUAGGUGGGAAUCCGGUGGCCGCUGCGUCGUCACUGAGUACACCGGCUGCUUCAUCUAUUUGGAGCCCGGCCUCCAUCUCGCCAGGCUCAGCGCCCGCGUCCGUGUCAGUGCCGGAGCCACUAGCCGCGCCUAGCAACGCCUCGUGUAUGCAGCGCUCGGUAGCUGCAGGCGCCGCCACCGCAGCAGCCUCUUACCCCAUGUCUUACGGCCAGGGCGGCAGCUACGGCCAAGGCUACCCUACGCCCUCCUCUUCCUACUUUGGCGGCGUGGACUGCGGCUCAUACCUAGCGCCCAUGCACUCACAUCACCACCCGCACCAGCUCAGCCCCAUGGCACCCUCCUCCAUGGCGGGCCACCAUCACCACCACCCACAUGCGCACCACCCGUUGAGUCAAUCCUCAGGCCACCAUCACCACCAUCACCACCACCACCACCAAGGCUACGGUGGCUCCGGGCUUGCCUUCAACUCUGCCGACUGCUUGGAUUACAAGGAGCCUGGCGCCGCUGCUGCUUCCUCCGCCUGGAAACUCAACUUCAACUCUCCCGACUGUCUGGACUAUAAGGACCAAGCCUCAUGGCGGUUCCAGGUCUUGUGAGCCCAGGAAUGAGAGAGGAGAAGAAACGCAACUACCUGCGCCCUCCGUGGUCCCCAUCCUGUUGCUGCUGCUGCACCGCCCGCCUUUGCCUCGACUUCUCCAAAACUGAAUUUUCACCCCCCCAAAAGAUGUCCAUUGCCUGCACUGCCGCCCCCAUUUUUGUGCCACUUGCUUGGGGGGAUGUGCAAACCCGCCCUACCCCUUGGAUGGGGGGACCGGUGCUUCGGCUUGGCCUACACAUUCUAUACAGGAGAGAUGUAUUCUCUCCCCCCUUCAGCCCCUACUAAACUCCUAAGUCUCCCCUUCCAAUCUUUCUGGACAGCUAUUAAGCACUUGCAGCCUUCGGAGGCUCUUCGCUCUGAUCCGCUGUUUGAGCCCAACACUAAUUUAUUCUUUCUGGACGCUGGAGUCACUAACUGGCGUGUUUCUGCCCAUUGGAGCACCCACACACUACUCCAAAUCAAAACCACUAAGAGUUCCUCCCGCGCAGACUGCCGCCCCUUCAGCUGCCCUCGAUUUUGCUCCACGCCUGCAGGCCAGAGCCUCUCGGCGUUUCUUCCGCCCCAGCUGAGUGCGCUGGGGCGCGCCAGGGCUAGGCCCGCCGGAGGAGCGCGCCCCCAGCCUUCCGCGCACAGAGCCGCAUCCCGCCCCGCCCUGCGCUGGACUGGUUCAAGCUUCCGCCUCGGCGGGAAUGCUGUACAUAGUCAGGUCCGUUCCAGAGACCACUUAAAACUUUUUAGUUGCUGUUGGUUGGUUGAACUGAACAUGUCUUAGCACCCAGGAAACAGAACUUUAAGAUAUAUACAGCACAUAUAUAUAUACAUAUAUAUACACAUAUAUAAAAAACAAAAGCAAAACAUAUUUUCCCUCUGUCCGUUCCCCUUCAGCUCUUCCUCAAUCAAUGGCGCUUUUUCUUUUUCGGUUGUUGCAAAGCUGCCCUGCCCUCUUCACAUCUUCUCCCUCUGUGUAUUUAUUGAAGAGAACCGCUUGGUUUUAGGAAGCUGGGCACGGGGUAUCAGAAGUGUGGAGGAAACAGACAAGUUGGGGUACAGAGGUGGGGGCUGGGCAGGGGCGCAGGGCUGACCCCCUCACCCGGUCUAAGCACAGUGUCGCAAUUCCAGUUUACAAACCUAAAACAAGAAAACCAAAACCAGGGAACAAAAAACAAAACAAAACAAAAUCCGUAAAAGUACAGCAUUAGGGAAAAACAGACAAACCCAGGCCCCAAACCCAGUUCCAACUCCUCUGUCGGCUUCUCUCUUUCAACACCCUUGUUUUGUCUAGUGAGUUUUUAGUGCACCUUCGUUCUCCGAAAUCUGCGGAGAGCCCGCGCGCCUGUGUAUCAAUUUUGGCUUUGGCCGCUUCGUCCAGUAGGUGGGAAAGUAAUUUGUAAAUUUGAUUUGUCUGAUGUGAAGAUCACAAAUUACUUGUUGAAAUGUAAGGCAGUCCCCCUCCUCCUCUUUAUCUACAUUAAUUCCCGAAAAUAAAUGCAAAUUAAUGAACGGCU